AUGGGCCUUAAGAGGUUGAAUCUAGAUUGGAGUGAUGCCUCAAAGUUGAGGUUGGAUCAACUAAAUGAGCUGGAUGAAUUUCGUUUUAGAGCAUAUGUUAGCUCUUCCCUCUAUAAGGCUCGCAUGAAGCAUCAUUAUGAUGAGAAGAUUUUGAAGAGAGACUUCACUCCGGGGGAUCGUGUGUUUUUGUUCAAUUCAAGACUCUGUUUGUUUCCUGGAAAGUUGAAGUCAAAGUGGUCGGGCCAAUUUGAAGUCACCCAAGUGUUCCCACAUGGAGCAAUUGAACUUGUGUGCCCAAAUGGUAAUGGAAUCAAGGUGAAUGGGCAAAGAGUGAAGCACUACUUGGGCUCCCCCAAUGAAGCAAAUAUUAUUGAGGUUAUCUUCCUCAAUGAGCCAUAA
Molecule: messenger RNA, 399 nt
Organism: Lycium ferocissimum
Lineage: Eukaryota; Viridiplantae; Streptophyta; Magnoliopsida; Solanales; Solanaceae
Exons: 1
Coding region: 1-399 (132 amino acids)
Source: RefSeq, a predicted model, not a curated record